AUGGGUGCUAGCGCAACAGGCAUAGGUCCUUCUUCCGGGUCUGGACCAAUACCAUCGAUGGAGAAAACCUUUAUCACUAUGCAUGAUUUAACCUCUGUUGACCCAUUUCCGUCCAUCCAAGUAGAGGCUCGCAUCGUAUACGCCUCCGAUUCAGUAGCAGAUGUUCUAGGCUACCCCCCUGAAGAAGUAAUCGGGCUCUCCUGCUUCGACUUUUUCCAUCCUGAUGAACUUCCCUUUGCUAGAAAAAUUCACAACCGGGGAAUCCAUUUGGACAGGGCUGCCGUACUUGUAUACUGCCGUGUAAAGCACAAAAACGGCGGGUUUAUCCAUUGCGAGACGAUCUUCAGCGUGGUAUACGAUGUCUUCGUCGCUGCAACCACCCUACAUGUUCAAACAAGCAAAAGCCAAGGCCGUGCAUUAACUGCACCGGUGAUUCGAAGGGUUUUCUCAUCAUCACCGAAUGAUCCUCGAUACCACAUGCUUACGCAUCUUUCCGCCAAAUUCCAUAUGGGGAACCCGGAUGAUCAAGGCACUCACGAACCCCGGGUUGCUUUGAUAUUGAACCGAUUCACAAGAACGCUUACCGUCCUCUACGCUUCGCACGCAAGUUCUUCGAUCUUUGGAGUUACACCGAGCCAACUAACCGGCAAAAGUUUUUUCGAAUGCAUCCACGAGGACUGUCUCCAAGAGGCAGUCGAUGCACUGGAAAGGGCAAAGGAGAAUGAUUCUAUUGCAUAUUUACGCUUUCAGUGGAGGGACCCUAUCAACGGUACAGCUGAAGAGGCACAAACACAUGAACAUGCAGCAGUUGACCGACCAUUAAGGAGGUCGCGGCGGAUUAGUUCGAAAUGUAAGCGGAAACUUGAGAGUGAUGACCAGAAUGAGGUCGGCGGGUCGUCUAGUAGAUCAUCAAAGCGCAGGGCGGUCGGAUCUCGAGGCGAAGACACGCCGGCCCAGCAGGGGGGAUCCUCGAGGCCUAGAUCAUCAGUUCGCGACGCUAGCCUGCCUGCCGCAGAGGCACCAAUCGAAUCGGGGGUCGGGGGGGAUACAGUUUCCGAUGUGGUAGCGAUGCCGGCUAUUCCUAGGGAGGUGGAAGCUGUGGUAUCGUGCACAUCCGAUGGGUUAGUCGUUAUACUGCGGCAAGCGAGGCCUCUGAUCCCGAAACCGCUUCACAAUGUUCCUAGCGGAAUUUUCGCAUCUCCUUGGGCACCGAUAUCUCUGGUCCCAAGGAUCGAGCACUUGCCCGACAAGAAUCGAGAGGCCAGUCUCAUGGAAGCAAUCCAGGAAGUUGCUGUUUUUGCUUGGAGUUUACGGCAGCUUGGGGGGGAGAUUAUUUCUAGUACGGGAAGUGAAAAGGCUACGACGGCAAGCAAAAGCAACGAGGGAGACAACGAUCAGAAAAAUCAUGACAAUAAUAACGGGACGGGGGAUGGUGGUUUCACAAGCGGUAAUGCCGAUGAAGGAGGUGUAGUUCCCUCGGAAUCAAAGGCACAGCAAAAAAAGGCCGUGGUGGUUGAACCUGAAGUGGUUGGAAGGUUCUCCAAAAAAGAGCGAGAGCCGCAGGGCCGCCCAAAAGCCAAUACCCGGAAACUGCCCCGGUCAUAG
Messenger RNA from Orbilia oligospora ATCC 24927, 1605 nucleotides. RefSeq lists its product as uncharacterized. NCBI's taxonomy places the organism in Eukaryota, Fungi, Ascomycota, Orbiliomycetes, Orbiliales, Orbiliaceae. The transcript has 3 exons. The coding region runs from base 1 to 1605 and encodes 534 amino acids. The record is from RefSeq and is a predicted model, not a curated record. Gene Ontology annotation, molecular function: DNA-binding transcription factor activity, RNA polymerase II-specific; RNA polymerase II transcription regulatory region sequence-specific DNA binding; protein binding.